Molecule: messenger RNA, 971 nt
Organism: Mercurialis annua (annual mercury)
Lineage: Eukaryota; Viridiplantae; Streptophyta; Magnoliopsida; Malpighiales; Euphorbiaceae
Exons: 3
Coding region: 20-766 (248 amino acids)
Biological process (GO): thylakoid membrane organization
Cellular component (GO): chloroplast thylakoid membrane
Source: RefSeq, a predicted model, not a curated record
UGUCUGCUGGGUGGAAACUAUGGUGUUCGAAAGGCUUGAAGGCCCAGCAGGAACAUCAGAUCCAAACCAAACAAAAUCUAUAAUUACCGGUAUAACAACCACCAUGUCCAAGGCAGGCAUAAACCUCGGAUUAAACUCAAAAAAAAAAAAAAUAGACCAGAGUAACACCACCAUGAAUGGGGUUUCACCUUCCCCGCCAUUUCAUUUCUCUGCCACUAAAUUUAAUCACCAAACUACCCCUCACAGCUCUGCAAUUGGCUCUGUUGUUAAUCAUCAUGGUUUGUUAAGUUUCUCAGAUUUAAAGGUUAGGACAGGCCUUAGGUUUGGUAGUGAUAGACAGUCGCAUGUUAUUAGUGUUCGAUGUAAUAGCACUGCUGGCCCUGGUUCUGGUGAUAACGAAAGCAAGAAUGUCCUAGAUGCAUUUUUCUUGGGAAAGGCUGUUGCAGAAGCAGUUAAUGAGCGUUUAGAAUCUGCAGUCGGGGAGUUCCUGAGCACUAUUGGCAGGCUGCAAGCAGAGCAACAGAGACAAGUACAGGAUUUCCAGGAAGAUGUGUUGGAAAGAGCCAAAAAGGCCAAGGAAAAUGCAGCACGUGAAGCCAUGGAAGCACAAGGACUUGUGCCCGAGCCUCGUACAGUUGAUAUUGCAUAUGGUGUUAACUCGACUACUUCAUCACCAACUACCAAUGCUACCAAUCCUACAAUUUCACCAUCAUCUCCAAAUUCAAGUACUGAGGAUUCUGCUUUUGGGGUGUCAAUUGAUGAAUGAAUAUGUUGUUCUAUAUAUCGUAUAGUUCGAACCUGUUAAGUUUUGACAAGGUUAAAAUUUGUAAGGUUGAGAUAUGUUGUAAGGGUGAAAUAUGUUGUUCUAUGUAUCUUAUAGUUGGAGCCUGUUAACCAGUGUAAAAUGAUACCUUUUGGUCAAGUGAUUUAGUAAAAAUCCCUGAGGCAAAAUGCUGCACUAAUAAGUUGAA